Messenger RNA from Dioscorea cayenensis subsp. rotundata (Guinea yam), 2362 nucleotides. Its product is annotated as zinc finger CCCH domain-containing protein 6-like. The record is from RefSeq and is a predicted model, not a curated record. Lineage: Eukaryota; Viridiplantae; Streptophyta; Magnoliopsida; Dioscoreales; Dioscoreaceae. Gene Ontology annotation, molecular function: mRNA binding; metal ion binding. The transcript is spliced from 7 exons. The coding region runs from base 240 to 1604 and encodes 454 amino acids.
CCAACAGACGAAAACGGCCGAGAGAGAGAGAGUGAGAAAGAUCAAAGCUUUGAAAACGGGGAGCAAGAGCCCCAGAGAAGCAGUGAGAGAUAGGGAAAACCCUCGAGCCCCGAUCCCCCUAAACCCCUCUCCGCGUCCCCUGCUCAACCUCGAUCGGACAUCAGGCUAGCUCGGCGAAGCUUCUGCAACAAUCUAGAGCCGUUUGGAAUCUCCCUUUUCCGGUGAACGUUGCGAUCCCCAUGGAGCUGUACGGCCGUGGUAGCGGCAGCGGGAUCCCCCGCCCUGACCCAGACACCGGGCUCGAAGAGUCGAUGUGGCAGCUGGGGCUUGGCGGCCCCGGAGAUGCGGCGGUUGUGGUGGCGUACCCGGAGCGGCCUGGGGAACCUGAUUGUGCGUACUUCAUGCGCACUGGGACGUGUGGGUAUGGUGAUCGGUGCCGUUACAAUCAUCCUCGCGAACGUGUCCUGGGAGCUGGGGGGCUGAGAGGUGGACUGAUGGAUUAUCCAGAGCGAGUUGGUGAACCUGUCUGUCAGUAUUUUUUGAGGACUGGGACUUGCAAAUUUGGUCCGACUUGCAAGUAUCACCACCCAAGACAAGGAAGUGGAUCUGCACGACCUGUCUCUUUAAAUUAUUUUGGAUACCCACUCCGGCCGGGUGAGAAGGAAUGUUCCUACUAUGUGAGAACAGGGCAGUGUAAAUUUGGUGCGACAUGUAAAUUCCAUCAUCCUCAGCCAGCAGGACUCUCAGUGCCUUCACCUGCAUCUAGCUAUUAUCCCUCUGCACAGUCUCCAUCGAUUCCUUCAGCCCAGCCAUAUGCUACCAUGGCAAAUUGGCAAGUUGCAAGGCCGCCUUCAGUCUUACCUGCACCAUACAUGCAAGGGCCUUAUGGCCCUAUGCUACUUUCUCCUGGUGUGGUCUCUGUUCCUGGUUGGAGCCCUUAUCCGGCACCUUCAAGCUCUGUAGUGUCACCUGGUGGACAGCAGCCUGUUCAAACAGGAUCAGUCUACGGAAUAUCUGGUCAGCUAUCUCCUUCAGCUUCGGCCUACCCCGUAUCUUACCCACCAUUAUCUCCACCAACUGGGCCAUCAAGUAGCAGUCAGAAAGAAAAUUUAUAUCCAGAGAGGCCUGGCCAACCUGAGUGUCAGUACUACAUGAGGACAGGAGAUUGCAAAUUUGGUUCCACAUGUAAAUAUCACCAUCCUCCGGGUCCAGGUUGGAGCAUACCACAGACAAAUUGCACUCUAAGCCCUAUUGGUUUCCCCCUUCGUCCGGGGGCGCCGACUUGCACUUUCUACGCUCAACAUGGAGUAUGCAAGUUUGGGCCGACAUGCAAAUUUGAUCAUCCAAUGGGAGGUCUGAGUUACAGUCCCUCUGCAUCUUCUCUUGCCGAUAUACCUGUCGCUCCUUAUCCUGUUGGAUCUUCUAUGGCUACCUUAGCGCCAUCCUCAUCAUCAUCAGAGCUAAGGCCUGACUUCAUAUCCAACAAGGAUUCCUUCUCUACCCGAAUGCCAUCAUCAGAGACCUUGUCUAGUGGUUCCAUUGGUUCAAUCUUUUCCAAGGGAGGGAGCAGCAUGGCCCAUGGUGAGAAAUCCAGUUCCAUCUGAAAACACAAACAAUAGUUUUGUGAAUUCUUCCCUGGCACAUUCUCCACUCUCUUAACCCAAGUGGAGAUCCCAAUAUGCCAGCGACUGCCGCCGUCCUUAAGGACUUCAUUCUUGGACUUAUCUAUUCCUCCACCAUGUCAUCCAAGUCCCACCUGUCUUUUUAUUUUUUGCCAUACUCAUGUUUAUAUAAGUCCUAUACCUGCUCAGUUUUCUCUCCUUUGAAUAAGCUAUAGCCAAUGUAGAAAAGGUGUAGCAAAACCCCUCAGGACUUCCAUUUCAUUUGGCCUAAUAACUGCAAGUGGGAGGCCUUUGUUGAUCUUCAAACGCAGGUAUUAAACCCCUGCUCUGUUGUGAUCUUUCCCAAAUGGAAGACGGAUCAAUUGGACCAUGGUUUUGUCAUCCUUCCUCCAUUUUUUUUUUUUUUUUCCUUUUUUGCUUUUAAAAGUUUCAGUUUGUUUGCCUCUCUAGCUACUCCCUGAGCAGGCAUUCCGCUUGUCAUUGCCUUUCAAGCUAAUCCAUGGCACAUCUUGAGAGGCUGGCAGGUUUUUGCUUCUCCAAAUUUGCUCAAGUUCAUGUUUUUUGCUUCUUUUUUUUGUAUUUAUUUAUCCAUAUGUAUUAUGAAACAGAAAUUUGAAGACCCAAAAGAGGGCAUAUGAUUGGCUUCUCAAUCUGAGACAAGGAUCAUUGUUAUGUUAUAUGAUACACCUUGACUAUUUAAUCUAAUCAAAUUCCUGGGAUAAAAGAUCCCCAUCAGUGUA